CACUGGUCUGAAAUAAUUUCAUUAAAAUGACAAGUAGCUAUUUAAUAGCACCUAAUCAUACAAAAUACAGACGGGCUAUACAAUACUUACUUGCGUGUAAUCAGCAUCGACAUUAGACUGAUAUGAAUCCAGAACGGUUAUGGGGGUUUGGUUUCACUUAUUUUGUUGGUUUCAGUUCUUGGGCGGGAGGACGUGUCUUGUAAACAGAGUACAGCUGCCGUUGUGCUGUGUACUGUAGUUGGUGGUGAAGCAGUCUGAAGUAAAAGACAAAUGGCGAGAGGGAGAAGACAAAAUCGAUACAUGAAGAAACUGUUCAUCCUUCGAGGUUUGCCAGGAGUUGGAAAGACAGAGAAGGCAAAUGAACUCUGGGACAAAUAUGCAAGACUUGGACUGAAAGGAGAAAUUUUCUCCACUGACAGGUACCAUGAAAGAAGCAACUACAUCAAAGAAAACUUUCACCGCAACCAUCAGCAGAAUAGAGAGGAUGUUUUUAAAGCCAUGAACAGAGGUGUGGAUCCGAUCAUCGUUGACAACACAAACAUUUCUCUUUGGGAGAUGUGGCCCUAUAUCCACAUGGGGAUUGCACAGAAGAACUAUGACAUCAGAAUGGUGGAACUGCCUGAAGGCUAUCCUCAGAAGAAAAUCUCCAUCAACAAGCUGUACAGACGGUGUCAUGGUAACAUCCCCAAGCGUAAGUUCAGGUCCUUUGAGGUUCGCUGGGAAAAAGCUGACAGCAUCUGGCAUGUACUUAACGACGACUACUCCAAAAAACGCUGGAAGAGAAGCAAAGAGGAAUGGAACGUUCAGUGAUGAAGACAUGCUGGUCUUCUCCCCCCCCCCCACCCCAAAGUCUCCAAAAUCCAGAACAAAUUCAAGAAAACGUACAGUAUUAUUAUAGAGCCCUUAUUGCAUGGAACUUCCUUCCAUCUCAUAUUGCCCAAAUAAACGGCAAACCUGGUUUCAAAAAACAGAUAAAGCAAACUCCUCACGGCACAACGCCUCUCCUCUAUUUGACCCAGAUAGUUUGUGUGUAUGCAUUGAUAUGUAGGCCACGUGUGCCUUUAAAAACAAAUGUAUGUCCUUGAGCUGUUCUUGUCUAAUGAUGUUCUGUAUUAUGUCAUUCUAUAUUAUGUCAUUCUGUAUUAUGUCAUUCUAUAUUAUGUCAUUCUGUAUUAUGUCAUUCUAUAUUAUGUCAUUCUGUAUUAUGUCAUUCUAUAUUAUGU
Messenger RNA from Oncorhynchus masou masou (cherry salmon), 1223 nucleotides. RefSeq names its product NEDD4-binding protein 2-like 1. NCBI's taxonomy places the organism in Eukaryota, Metazoa, Chordata, Actinopteri, Salmoniformes, Salmonidae. Bases 271 to 810 code for a protein of 179 amino acids. The transcript has 5 exons. The record is from RefSeq and is a predicted model, not a curated record.